Jaminaea rosea is the source of this 762-nucleotide messenger RNA. Its product is annotated as rab protein 6. The coding region runs from base 74 to 709 and encodes 211 amino acids. The record is from RefSeq and is a predicted model, not a curated record. NCBI's taxonomy places the organism in Eukaryota, Fungi, Basidiomycota, Exobasidiomycetes, Microstromatales. Gene Ontology annotation, molecular function: GTPase activity; GTP binding. The transcript is spliced from 6 exons.
CAGCCUUGUGAGCCUUCACUGCCAGCUCAGUCCUGCUGCUCCCCCUCCGUAGCCUGCACUCCUCCUGUCCAACAUGGCUACCCCUACAACUGGCGAGUUCGGCCAUCCGCUGAGGAAGUUCAAGCUCGUCUUCCUCGGCGAACAAUCAGUAGGAAAGACGUCGCUCAUCACCCGCUUUAUGUAUGAUACAUUCGACUCUACAUACCAAGCGACAAUCGGCAUCGACUUCCUGAGCAAGACGAUGUACCUCGAGGAUAGGACAGUGCGACUGCAGCUUUGGGAUACCGCCGGCCAGGAACGCUUCCGCUCCCUCAUCCCCUCAUACAUUCGUGAUUCAAGCGUCGCAGUUGUCGUCUACGACAUCACAAACCGUGCCUCUUUCCAGAACACAUCAAAAUGGGUCGACGACGUCAGAGCAGAGCGUGGCUCAGACGUCAUCAUUGUGCUGGUGGGCAACAAGACGGACUUGGGUGACAAGAGACAAGUCACGACCGAGGAAGCAGAGGCAAAGGCGGCCGAAUUCAACGUCAUGUUCAUCGAGACGUCUGCCAAGGCUGGCCACAACGUCAAGGUGCUGUUCAAGAAGAUCGCUCAGGCGUUGCCGGGCAUGGACAAGUCGGGCGAGGGAGAGCAGGCAAACAAGAUGAUUGACGUGACGGCACCGACAAGUGCGAAUGCCGAGGAGGGCAGUUCAGGGUGCAAGUGCUAAGGACGAGGCAGACUUUCUCUGUAUGCAGGGAGAGUCGUCAAAUCAAGGGAGAG